AUGUCGGCCCCUGAAGGCUACAUUCCAGGAUUCGUCUGCACUCUAGACACCUGCUCCGUCGAACAAUGGGGCUUCGUACGCUAUCGACCGAGUGUUCCCGGAAAUGUUAUCUUCCUAGUUAUUAUGGCCGUUCUCGCAUGCGGUCAGAUCUAUCUGGGCAUAGUGCACAAAACAAAGGGCUUCAUGAUAGCCAUUUGCCUUGGCUUGUUGACGGAGACCGUCGGAUACAUCGCCAGGGUUCUCUUGAAUGGGAACCCCUUCAGCAGAGACUAUUUUUUGUGGUACCUCAUCACGCUGACGAUUGGUCCUGUCUUCAUCGCGGCCGCGAUCUACCUGACUCUCGGACGCAUCGUCGUGGUCCACGGGGAGGCCAUUAGCCGGAUCAAGCCUCGGUCGUAUACGACAGCGUUCCUGGGAUGCGAUAUCGUCAGUCUUGUUGUUCAGGCUGUUGGCGGGGGCAUUGCUGCAUCUUCGCCAUUGGAUAAUCCACACAUGAUCAAGGUGGGAACAAACAUCCUCGUCGCAGGUCUCUCGAUCCAGGUUGCUUGUCUGUUUGCAUUCUCGGCCUGCAGUCUUGAAUUCCUCUGGCGCGUGAGAAAGAACCCAGAUCUGCGCAACCCGGAAUUCACAGACCUUGUCAGCAGCAAAAGAUUCAAAAUGUUCUUGUUUGCAAUCUUCGGCGCAACCGCAUUCCUCUUUGUGCGGACCGUGUUCCGUUCUGUCGAGCUCAGCGAGGGUUUUGGGGGGAAGCUGGCCAACCAAGAGGUCGAGUUCAUGAUUCUUGACGGAACCAUGAUUAUACUAGCAUGCCUGUGCCUGACUAUCUGGCACCCAGAAUAUGGCUUUGGUAAAAGGUGGAAUGAGGCUGAAUUCCGAUUCCGUACCUCCAAGGCAAAGGUCAAUCAGGAGGAAGCUUCUCACACCAUUACUCCCGGUAGUAGUGAGAAGGUGGCACUGGAGAUGUCUGCGGAGAGGCUAUGA
Molecule: messenger RNA, 981 nt
Organism: Colletotrichum orchidophilum
Lineage: Eukaryota; Fungi; Ascomycota; Sordariomycetes; Glomerellales; Glomerellaceae
Product: RTA1 like protein
Exons: 3
Coding region: 1-981 (326 amino acids)
Cellular component (GO): fungal-type vacuole; plasma membrane
Source: RefSeq, a predicted model, not a curated record